GGAGCAAAAAAUACAUAGAAAUAUUGACGCAGAAACUAAUUAUUUGGAACUGAUUGUGAUACUCGAAAAUCCGACUAAAUCUUGUUGAUGAUGUUGGAAGUAACAGUGAAAACUUUGGAUUCACAAAAUCAUAAUUUUUGUGUCCAAGAUGAUAUUACGGUAAAGGAAUUUAAAGAGGAAAUAUCUUCUACAUUGAAUAUACCAGCUGAUAAACAGAGAUUAAUUUUUUGUGGAAAAGUUUUAAAAGAUGAUAAGAAGCUCAAUGAAUAUGGUGUUGAUGGAAAGGUUGUUCAUGUUGUACAAAGUCUUCCACCUCAAAAUACUUCAUCCUCUUCUGCGUCAAACUCUUCCAGUAGUACGGCAACAAGUACAUCACGUGCUGGAGGUGCAAGAGAUGCUGCUGGAUUCCUCCUUGGUGCAUUUACUAUACCUCAAGAUUUAAUUGACCCGACUCAAGUUCAGAAUAUUGUCCAGGAAGUUGUUUCUGGAAUGGGAGAAAUUGGAAGAAAUGCUACAGUCAUGUCUCGAACAUCAGAUGAUGGAUCUUCAGUUGAUGUUCAUAUAAACUUGGGGCAAUUGCCAAUGCAAAGUGAGGCUCAGUUGCGUAUGAACAGAGUCCAGACAAUGCUGUUGAGGGCAAAUAGGCUUCUUGGAUUUUUAGAGGAUGGAAACAAUGGGCAAAAUAAUGGAAGUUCUGCUGACUCUUCUUCUCAGACAGAAGAAGCAGAAGACUUACGAGUGAAUGCUAUGGAUAUAGACCUUGGAAGCUUGAAUUCUGUUGAUAACGGAGUCUCUAAUUCAACUGUCGACAGCACCACUUCCAGUGAAGCACCUAGAGCUAAUAAUAUUGAAGUAAUUGCCAUACAUGGCGAUGCAUCUCCUCCAACAUCAAACACGUCUGAACGCAGAUCAUCAUUUCCGGAGCGGAUUCGUUUCGAGGGCCUAGCUUCUGCUGCACAGGCUGCAAUAUCGGCUGCUCUAGCAACAGCUGCUGCUGCGGCUAGAGUUGCUACAGCUUCUGUAUCUGGAACACCUACAGCUGCUAGUGCUACUGGGAACACUGCUAUUAAUACAGAAUCAGAGCCGAUGGACCUUUCGGCUGCCGCAGAUUCUCUCAGACUCAUCUCAGAUCAUUUUCUCCAGAAUGUUGGCGCAUCUGGCAACAUCCCCUCAGACGAGUCAAGCACAAUGGAUGCAGAAGCUAUUCCAAUUAGAGUGGAUAUUGAAACUUCUGUCCAGAAUUCUACUACAGAACCAAGAACUGAUACUGAGACUGCAUCUUCUAGCAAUGAACCACGGCAGUCAACAGCUGAAGGAGAAUCUAGAAGCGAUGCUCUGCCACCACGGCGUGAAGCAACGCAGCCUAGUGUACAGACUUUAGCUAAUCUGUUAGAUGAAGUUAUUCGUCUCAACACAAGACUUGAACCUUGCCUUGAAAGAUGCCGAGAUUUAAUCCGUAGAGAUCCUCCUCUGUUUGGAAGGCAAUUAAGUGAUGCACAUAGAUUGUUCAGCCGUAUUUCCCAGUUGCUUCACUUCAUGAGUCAUGCAUAUCACUCACUUAGUGACCUUCAUAUCAACUUCAGUCAGACCCCUCCCCGAAGCCCACGCGUUCGGAUCAUCUCUUCAGCGCAUGGAUCUUCUAUCAUUCAUGCUGGAAUCCCAUUGCAGGCUCAGAUUAGUGUAACCAGUGGUGUAUUAGCACCUCCAAGUAGCAGUACUACAACAACAGCAAAUACUUCAUCAGCGGAAAGUGCACCAACUACAAAUACGGUGCCUCAAAGUGCACCGAGGAGCACAACUGAGACUCCAACUAGUACUGCUUCCUCUGCUCUGCCUUCAAUGACAUCAGUGCUCAGGAAUCAGAACCCACUCUUCUUCAUGGAAGUAUCUCCUAAUUCUGUCAGCUUCACUUCAGCUGAAGUCAGUAGAUUUCCUGCUCCUCGUAUACAAAUCCCAGCAACUGAUAGAGCCGACAGAGAUCAAAGGACUGUGCCCACCGAAGCAACAGCAACCGACAAAAGCAGUUCUUCAACCCAAACCCCUCGACCAGAGCAAACCCUUCAACCAGAGCAGACCUCUCGACCUGAUUACACCCCUCGACCGGACCAAACCCCUAAACCAGAGCAGACCUCCAGACCGGACCAAACCCCUAGACCAGACCAGACUCCUAGACCGGACCAGACCUCUAGAACGGACCAGACCUCUAGACCGGACCAGACCUCUAGACCAGACCAGACCUCUUCUUCCAGACCAGCUGCAAAUGUGAACUUAACUGCUGGACAAGCACAUCCAUUGAUUAACCUGCCAUUCCGUAACAUGAUCCCUGUCCCAUUGACUUCUAUUGGGAGUGUGCAGGCCUUUGAUGCUGGUUUACCUUGCCACUCAGUUUGGGCAUUGGAGCCAUCUAGGAGACGUCACAAUGCAGGUGGUUCUAGGACACCUGCUGGGAUUCAAAUUGGUCUCACGCCUAAUGUUCCUGGACGCCAAGAGGAGCAACUUACUCAAGUUAUAAGCAAUAUAAUGAUGUCGUUAUUGAAUCAUCCUAAUGUUCCACCUUCAGGUGCUCAGGCUGCUGGUACUUUUACAAUAAGUUCUGCUGGAAAUCCAACUGAAGCCAACAGAGCUACUCGAUUCUUGUUUGAUACUGAAGGAACUUGGCGGAGAAUGGGGAGAUCAGAAGCUAGUGAAAACAGUUAUUCAUCACAGCAGUUUACAGAUCUUGAUGAAGCUGAUUUUAAUCACUUAAUGAAUGAUUUCUUCAUAGCUUGUGGUGGACUGCAACUUAAUUCACUUUCAGAUGUCAUAUCAUCUUAUUGUGCAGCUGCACUUGAACGUGAUCGAUUAGGACGAUUUGGUAACCUGCUCUGGUUUAUAGCAUCCAAGCUCUCUGUCCAUGAUAUCAUGGAAAUUUAUAAAGGUAACCUUCGUCCAAUUAUUAAGAUGGAAUUUCCACUUAAGAUGUAUUUGUUAGAUGUAUUUUUUGAUGGAGGGGCAAGAAUUCCCGAUGCAGAAGCUAUAAAUUUACUCAUGGACGAGUUCAUAUCAGAUUUUGCUCCAGCUUUGGAAUAUUUUUCUAAAAAAGUGCUUGAACUCCCUGGCUGUGAUUUUAAGAAAAGCAUCUCAGAGUUUUUGAAAAAAGCUGGGACUGAGAUCCUAAAGACAAUUUUAAACGUUCCAGGACACCAACCUACAGAGGGAUACUCAUCUUAUGGAAGACGUGCUUUCCGUGAAUUUCUAUCUUUGUUGGAAAAUAUUCUUCACGGGGGCCGGAAAGCUUUUCAACGCGUACUUGUAAAUAGUGUGCAAGGUCUGCAAAUUCCCUCUGUGCUGAAGCGGGCCAUGUUGGGGCUGAUCUCUCGUAUCAUGUUGUGCACCCCGCUGGAUGAACAGGCAGCAGACAAUCUGUCCUCAGACGAGAUGGCAGGAGUUUCCGGCAGUCAAGGUCGAUUGGGCGCCGUUGCCGACAAGAAAGAACCCCCGAAGCAGAAGGACAAGAAAGAAUCUCCAGUGCCUGCCAGGACUCGAGAGCCUGCCGAUGGCCAAGAAAAUAGUGCGGCUCCAUUCUUCACUGGGUUUGCACGCCUAGCCGAGCGCACGUCUGCACUCUUGAGAAAUAAUGCAAGACCUGAAGAUGAUAAUAUUGCUGAAGUAGUCAUAGGAUCUCAGGGCUGGCAUAACACGCUCCCGAGGGAAUGGGUACCAAUCAUCACAAGAGACGUGCAGAGACAGCGCAGACAAGCUCCUCAGGCACCUUUCAGUAAUGCUUAUAUGAGUGGGAUGCCAUCCAAGAGGCGAAAGAUCAUGACAACUGGAAGUACACCACUGCUGGGAACUUCCCAAGGGACCUUGUCCGAGCUCCUGUUGCAGGCUGUUCAGAGCACUGGUGCAAAACCCCGUACCAGCACAGAGGAAUUGAGGAGGGAAACCUCUCGAGAUGCCACCUUGCAGGCCUCUUUUGAACAGCACCUGAAAGGGGCCAUCCAGGAGAGGCUCCACAGGGACCUUGAUUAUUGCUCAGAGAGAUUUCCUAAUGCCGAAAAAUAUUUCAUCGAGCGCAUGUAGUUGGAAAUUUUAAUCGGUGCUGUUGCAAGUGGAGGAGUGAGAAAAUAUUUUUUACGUUAUUUAAAUGUGCUAUUAUGUGUUGCCUGUAUAAUUUAUGUGUAAUAAAAAUUUGUGGAAGA
Molecule: messenger RNA, 4181 nt
Organism: Uloborus diversus
Lineage: Eukaryota; Metazoa; Arthropoda; Arachnida; Araneae; Uloboridae
Product: large proline-rich protein bag6-like
Exons: 26
Coding region: 88-4062 (1324 amino acids)
Cellular component (GO): BAT3 complex
Molecular function (GO): misfolded protein binding; polyubiquitin modification-dependent protein binding
Source: RefSeq, a predicted model, not a curated record